This is a messenger RNA of Nilaparvata lugens (brown planthopper), 1386 nucleotides long. RefSeq lists its product as uncharacterized. The record is from RefSeq and is a predicted model, not a curated record. Bases 858 to 1259 code for a protein of 133 amino acids. The transcript is spliced from 5 exons. Lineage: Eukaryota; Metazoa; Arthropoda; Insecta; Hemiptera; Delphacidae.
AGUACGAGACAAAUGUUGUUCUAAUAAUGGCAAUUUCAAGUGUCUAGUUGUAGAGGAGUACCAAGGCUAUCGCGUUUGAUCUGUCUGUGCUGAAACGCGGGAAAAUGAAAAUCGCGGCAAAACAAGCCCCUAAUUUAUACAUCAUAUUCGCUGGUUGCAAGUUGAACUUUCCUAUACUGUAGGUUUGUUUUCUAUGUAUAUCUGUGAUGUACUGAAUCAACUGCGUCAGAUUACAAUUACAAUUGGUUUGAAUACAUGAAAUUAAUAGGAUGCGGUUAUUAAUCCGAUUAUAGAUUAAAUAUAAGACUAGAAAUAGCCUCCUCAAUAAUUAAAUUGAAGUUUCUAAAAUGUUGAUCUUGAAAAGGCCUUCAUCUGGAAACAUGUCUUGUGAAGAAAUGUGUCUUAUGAGAAAUGAAAUCAUUCAUUAACUCUUAUGAAAACUAAUUAACAUUGCAAAAUGAAACCCAAUAAGCAAGUUCCUGGAAUUCAAAAUUAAUACAUUAGAAUUGGAAAUUAUUACAAAAUAAGUCAGUACUAUGUCAUCAGACUUAAUAGAGCAGAAUAGGUUGUACAAUAACUUAUCGCAAAUAAAUUUAUAAAAUUGGAAUGAAAUAUUUUUAAAUUGAGUGCUAAAUUACGUCACUACUACUCCCGGCAACCCCGAACUCUAAAGAUGUGGUGUAUCUAUAAAAGUAAUAAGCAUUAGUAAGAUGAGCUGUUAUUGGAAAGUCUUCAAGUCAAGAAACUCGGUUACUGCCGCAGAUAAGCUCCAACUUGAAGGGACUUGAUCCUGAGAGGAGGCGUUCAGGCAGUGAAAGCCGGUCGACAACCACCAACUUAAUUUGCAACAGAGGAAUAUGAUUAUCCCCAAUGUUUGUGCUAUCCUCUUUCUACUAGCCGUUUUCUCACAGGCUUCGCAUUCGACUGAAAUGACGGAAGAAAAGCAUCCAAGUAGAAUGAAACGACAAUCUUAUACCAACAAUGACGUGGGAAAUGCGUUCAUUGACAGCGUAUUCAAUAUUCCGAUUUCGACGUUGAAUGCGGUCGGUCAGUUGAUCAAGAACUCGCGACCGGUCGUUCAGGAGGUGCGACGCCGAGCAGAGCAGCAAUACAGCCAGUACCAGGAGAACCGACGCAGGACGUCGACAACCGUCCAAUACAUCGACCUGCGUCGCACGACGCCACGACCACGACGCAGAACAGCCGCCGAACUGGCCGCUAUUCGGCCCGCUUAUGAUGGCUCCGCCUACCGAAUAUAGACCCACUCUCUCACAUUAAUCUAUUGUAAAUAAGUUUAUUAAGGCUGUGCAAAGGCUAAAAAUAAGCAUGCUACUCGUGAUAUUUUUCAAAGUUCUCCAAUCUGUAUAUCAUCAAGCUAUCAAAAUG